Psammomys obesus (fat sand rat) is the source of this 801-nucleotide messenger RNA. Its product is annotated as olfactory receptor 4C15-like. The transcript has a single exon. Lineage: Eukaryota; Metazoa; Chordata; Mammalia; Rodentia; Muridae. The record is from RefSeq and is a predicted model, not a curated record. Gene Ontology annotation, molecular function: G protein-coupled receptor activity; olfactory receptor activity. Gene Ontology annotation, cellular component: membrane. Gene Ontology annotation, biological process: G protein-coupled receptor signaling pathway. Bases 1 to 801 code for a protein of 266 amino acids.
AUGCAAAACCAGAGCUUUGUCAAUGAGUUCAUACUCCUGGGGCUUUCACAAAACCCGCAAAUUGAGAAAAUAUCAUUUGCUAUAUUUUUAUUGGUCUAUCUUGCAACUCUUGUGGGCAACAUGAUGGUUGUGGUGACCAUAUUCUACAGUCCUGUGCUGCUCGGCUCCCCCAUGUACUUCUUCUUGGCAUUCUUAUCCUUCCUAGAUGCCUGUGUCUCUUCUGUUGUCACACCAAAGAUGAUCAUAGACUUGUUUUAUGAGAAGAAGACCAUCUCUUUUGAAUGUUGUAUGACCCAGGUUUUUGCUGUGCACUUCCUUACUGCAGUGGAGGUGAUUGUACUGGCAGCCAUGGCCUAUGAUCGCUAUGUGGCCAUUUGCAAACCCUCGCACUACUCUUUCAUCAUGAACAGGAGGCUCUGUGGCAUUCUGGUGUGCGUGGCCUGGGCUGGAGGAUUCUUGCAUUCUAUCAUACAAAUUGCCUUCACUUUGCAGCUGCCCUUUUGUGGGCCCAAUAUCAUUGAUCAUUUCAUAUGUGACUUGUUCCCAUUGCUGAAGCUUGCCUGCACUGACACACACAUGUUUUUCAUUUUGGUGUUUGCUAACAGUGGCUCAAUCUGCAUAGUUAUUUUCUCCUAUUUGCUUGUUUCUUAUGGUGGCAUCUUGUUCUCUCUGAGAGCCCAUAGCUCUGAAAGGCGGUAUAAAGCUCUGUCCACUUGUGGAUCCCAUAUUACUGUUGUAGUUUGUUUCUUUGUCCCUUGUAUAUUAAUAUACAUACGAUCUACAUCUGCAUUCUCUUUCUAG